Molecule: messenger RNA, 4835 nt
Organism: Scophthalmus maximus (turbot)
Lineage: Eukaryota; Metazoa; Chordata; Actinopteri; Pleuronectiformes; Scophthalmidae
Product: R3H domain-containing protein 1-like
Exons: 27
Coding region: 386-3889 (1167 amino acids)
Molecular function (GO): nucleic acid binding
Source: RefSeq, a predicted model, not a curated record
UUACACUCCCCUCUCCCCUCUUACACUCUCACUCAGUCGAGCGAGCGUACAAGAGGCAGCAGGCAGCUGCCGAGGAGCGAGCUGGGAGGCGACUCCAGCCUCCUCUCCGGCCAGUUGCGCCUCCAGUACAAUGGAAACUAAGCGGUCGGGUAGCAGAAGGGAUGGAGGGCAGAGCUGCCGGCCAGGUCAGCAGGGGUCAUGAGGGCGUCGCAGGCCCCGGCCGCUGUUCAGAGCAGCUGAAGCAGUCAUGGGCAGAGAAGUCUCGGACGGCAACGGCAGGCUCGGCCUCAUCGACUUCACCAGCCACGUCCUCCUUUGCCACGACCACCACUGGCUUCGUAUCAAGUUCUCUCCACUCGCCAGCGCUUCCCAGUAAGACUUUGCAAUGAGAAUGUCCGAUACCGCUGACGGUGAAACAACGAAGGUUUCCGAUGCCACCGACGCCCAGCCAUCUCCAAGAGACGACGCCACCAAGCCGGAGGGUUCGGACCCGAGCCAGAGCAGCAGGGAUGAACACGCCGGCAACGGCAAGAGGGAUGCACAGCCAGCGAAGUAUUCUAAGUCCAACACCAGGCUCAAGCUGGUGCGGAGCCUGGCAGUGUGUGAAGAGUCCUUUCCCUUUCCUAUGCCUGAGCCUUCAGCAGCACCUCAGCCCUUCGACAAGGAAGAACGAGCCUCCCAGGAGCACGCAGAGAGAGAGGACAGCUGUGACAAGAACGAGAAAACGCAGAGAAAAAGACUGUCGAGGGAUUCCAGUCAAGACUACACAGAUUCCACAGGGAUAGAUCUCCACGAGUUCCUGGUCAACACACUGAAGGGCAACCCCAGGGAUCGAAUCAUGCUCCUGAAGCUGGAGCAGGACAUCUUGGACUUCAUCAGCAAUAACGAAAGUCAGAAGAGGAAGUUUCCCCCCAUGAAGCCUUACCACAGGAUGCUGUUACACCGCGUGGCCGCCUACUUUGGAAUGGACCACAAUGUGGACCCCAGUGGAAAGUCCGUGGUUAUCAACAAAACCACCAACACUAGAAUACCCGAUCAGAAAUUCUCCGAGCACAUCAAGGAUGACAGGGCGGACGACUUUCAGAAACGCUACAUUCUCAAACGAGACAACUCCAGCUUUGAUCGUGAAGACAGCACGAUUCGAAUGCGUUUGAAAGCUGACAAGAGGAGCAAAUCGAUGGAGGAGAGGGAGGAGGAGUACCAGCGAGCCAGAGAAAGGAUAUUUGCACAUGAUGGAGAUCACUUCAUAUUAGACAGAAGCGCUCCGGAUGAAGACGCAUGCAUGAGCACCCAACAGCGGCGGCAAAUGUUCAGGCUGCGGUCCUGCCGGUCAGGUGCCAGCCGACAGAGCAGCUCGGAGACGGAGCCGCGGCACGGCGAGCCACGGCCAUGGAGUAGCACCGACAGCUCGGACAGCUCCAACCGGCUCGCCCCGCGGCCCACCAUGACCAAGGCCAGCAGCUUCAGCGGCAUCUCCCCCGGCCUCGUCCGAGGGGACAGCACAGCCAGCAGCAAGAGCACUGGGAGGCUCUCCAAAACAGGUUCAGAGUCAUGCAGCAGCGUCGGUUCCUCCUCCAGCUCGCUCUCCCGUCCCCAGAUGCCCCUCCCGGUUUCGGCCUCGACCCGGUCCAGCAUCCCAAGCACAGCGCAGUUGAUCCACCCGGCCGCCGACACCAGAGGCCCCGGACACCCCGAGAUGAUCAAGCCACCACCAGCUACAGACGCGACCAGCUAUUACGUGUUGCCAUUGGAAGCCUCUGGGAUCCCACCUGGCAGCUUUCUGGUCAACCCACACACAGGCAAACCUUUCAUCCACCCCGAUGGCAGCGCCAUAGUUUAUAACCCAGCUAACAUCAUCCCCACUGCUGGCAGGAACCCACAGCAGGGGAAAACCCCCCAGCAGCCAAUCUCUGCCGCAAACCAGCAGCAGCCAACCAAUCAUCUGCACUCCCAGCCGAUCUGUCCUCCUCUCCAGUCGUCCUCCUCUGAGCCUGUCCACAACCCGAUGGUCUCUUAUCCUCUUCCUCCUCCUCAUCUUCCUCCUUCUCAGUUCCUGUCUUUCUAUCCUAACCAACAGUACACUGUGCCCGACGUCCUGAACGCCCAGUUCAGUCACAUGACUCUGACGCAGCAGCCCCUGCCCGGUGACAGUGGAGCGACGGCUCAAGACGCCCGCCACUAUCAGACUUUAUACCACCACCACCCGUCCGCUAUGGUGCUGCAGGGUGCUCCGCAGCAGCAGCAGCAGCAGCAGCAGCAGCAGCAGCAGCAUCAGCAGCAUCAACAGCAGGUUGCCAGCUACAUGGUGGCAGGACCAUCAGGAGGACACUCGGGGCUGCUGCAGGGUCAACAUGUCCCGCUCCCGACGCCGGGCCACAACCACGCUUACCCCAGCUCCACACCGGGCCCCGCUGCUUUCCACGGGUCCACCUUGAACCAACCGUUACUCCAGCAACACGCCUACAUGCAGCAGCCUCUCCAGCAGAUGGCCACGUGUUACUGCUCGUCAGCCCACCAUCCACACUGCUCCGCCCAGCAGCAGCAGCAGCAGCAGCAGCAGCAGCAGCAGCACUACCGGCCCCCCGUCAACACGCUGCCCUAUAACUGUCCUCAGAGCCAAAACCUGCCCCAGCAACAAGCGUCGUGCCUUUCUCAUUUCGCCCCAGUGCACCAAGCCGUGAUGCCAAACCCAGCGUCCAGCUACCAGACCAUGGUGGGCGUGCAGCCAACCCCCAACCUCGGCCUCACUGGCAACCAGCAAAGCAAUAUGGGCAACCAGAUGCAAGGCAUGAUGGUCCAGUACCCUCCAAUGCAGUCUUAUCAGCAGGUUUCUAUGCCGCAGCAGACGUACCAGCAGCCAGUGUUUGUGUCCUGCCAGCCAGGACAAGGGGCCGUGGCUGUUGCUGGCAUGCAGCCCUACUACAGUCUGCUCCCCCCGAACCAGCACACCACCAUGAGUUCGACGGUGAGUUUCCUGCCCGCCCAGAUGAUGGAGCAGCUCCAGUUUCCUCAGACCUCGUCCCCUUGCGUCUCCCAGCAGCACCCGGGGCAGCAGUACGCAGGGUUGUUACCCCCGGCCCACAGCGGUGGCAUGGUGAUGCUGCAAAUGACAGCGCCCCCCUGCCAGCAGCACCGGGCCCCCUCCCCCUGCCAACGGAAACAGCCCGGCUACAAACACCCUGGCCCCGAUAACCAGCGCGGCCGCAGGCCUCCUGAGCUCCCUCCGCAUCCGGACAACACCCAGAGCAGCUUGCCCUCGUCUCCGGCGCUCACGCCCUUGCCAGGCCAGCCGCCCAGCGUCAAGGGCCUCCCAUCAGGCAUCUCGUCCAUCCCUGUCAUGGCCCACCACCCGCAGCUCCCUACAGCCUUCUGCCACAGUGGACAAGGUGAAAGACACUACUCUCUACUGGGCCAACCUCUGCAUUACAAACCCUCCAUCAGACCUCCGCUCAUCCACACUGCCCACAUGAUGGCCAAACACCAGGGUCCACUCGGGGUUUGGCGUAGCGGUCCUGGGAGGAAGGCCAGCAGAAAAUCCCUGUCUUCAGAUCUCAGUGUAGGUGAAGCAGUGAGAACUCACAUCCUGGAAGUGACAGACCCUCCGGAGGGGAUCGGCUGUACAGACUCCACCCGCCUCCUGGCAGAGCUCUGCGGAGGGGGCGAACUGAUCCCGCGGCUGUCGGACCACCAGCCCCGGCUGUGCUACACGACCAGAGACGCCCCCGGCAGAGACCUGGCCUCAUCACACUCUCUCUUUGCCAUCCUCCCUUCCAGAUUCACUGUCCCAGGCACCGCGCUCCACCACCGCGGCCCCCAGGCCCCCUUUAAACUCCAGACUAACACCAGACACAAACGGGAGCGGCGGGACCCGGACAAAGCCGGCUCAUAGCUGCUGAGAUCUCGGUGCACCUGUGGAGCGCCACGUGAACGCACAUCCAACCACCUGCCUCUGCUGCCUCAGUCUGGACCGUCUCCCCAGACCCUGUCCGAAUCAGAAACAGUAUCCAAUGUUUGAAGAAUGAAUGUUGAGUUUUAUUUUGUUUUAGUUUCUUUUUAUCUCUUCUCCGACCAACAGGCAGCGACACUCACCACUUUGGUUUUGUUUUGCGUCCGUGGCUGCCGAGUUCAAUCCGAGGCCUCCUCUUUUUCUACAAAAAAUAAAAUAAAAUAAAAAAGUCUAGUUUGCUGUUCAAAAGUGAAAGUGUUCCGAGAGCUUUAGGGUUUAUUUGCCAGCUAAGAUGUUAGUGUUUCCACUGUGGCUCUUUUUAAUAGCAGCUGUACACAUCAUCGACUUGAGUCUGGUUCAACAAUAUAUAUGUGCCCACUUGAAGAUAAGAUAUUUAGCGUUCACAUCAAAGCAAGCCAUUCAUUUUAUAAUAAACUCUGAUCAAUAAAUUCGUCAGCAGAUCUCCCGCUUCCCUUCCCCUCUGUACAUCUCGCCCCCGACAGUAACACUUGUACCAUGAAUAAACACUGAAUAAUCGAUCUGCUACCUGAAUAACUUAAAGUCACGAUGGUACACCGUGAAUGUUGCGUUUGCACUGAGGUUGGAGAUUUGAUUGGAGUCAGACGGGGCCUGGAUUUUCUUUUAACCCCCCCAUCACCUGUUUGUUGCACUCAGCCAGGCCACUUUGUUUUAUAUUUAAUUAAAAAUGUUUAUAUGCACAAGAAAAAUGCAAUCGAGUUGUUCACUCUACUUGACUUCUUUAAUGUUAUUCUUAUUUUUUCUGUUUGCGUGAUUCAUGAGAGGAGUUCUGUCUGGUCUGGCCUUAAUUUCUUCUUUCUUUUGGUUUUUUUUCUUCUUUUGUUCAACUCUAAUAAAUGAUUUCACCACA